Molecule: messenger RNA, 297 nt
Organism: Sphenostylis stenocarpa
Lineage: Eukaryota; Viridiplantae; Streptophyta; Magnoliopsida; Fabales; Fabaceae
Source: the annotation of a GenBank genome assembly
AUGGGAAACUGCUUGAAACACCAAUCGUACUAUAACGAUAACAAUGAUGAUGAUGACUGGGAUUUUCUAGCAGAAAAGGGUUCUUUUGGUACUGUCACCUCCGUGUCUGCCAAAACCACGACGGAAGUGAAGAUCAAGAUCACUAAGAAGCAGCUUGAGGAGCUGUUGAGCAAAGUGGACGUGAGGGAGUUGAGGGUGGAGCAGGUUUUGUCACAGUUGAUGGACCACAGUGGAGGGUUCCAAUCACUUCAAAGGCCUUGGAGACCAGCACUUCAGAGCAUCCCUGAGGACAAUUGA